Messenger RNA from Lolium rigidum, 1222 nucleotides. RefSeq names its product nucleolar protein dao-5. The coding region runs from base 1 to 1008 and encodes 335 amino acids. The record is from RefSeq and is a predicted model, not a curated record. The transcript has 7 exons. Lineage: Eukaryota; Viridiplantae; Streptophyta; Magnoliopsida; Poales; Poaceae.
AUGUCCCGGGACGCCGCCGCCGCCGGGCUGAACCCGCCCUACAAGGAGGAGGAGGAGGAGGACUCCGACGAGGACGACAACGUGCCGCUGGCGAUCUCCCGCGACAAGAAGAAAGCGAGCGCCUCCAAGGUCAAGAAGGAAGAGGAGGACGAUGAGGAUGACGUCCCGCUCGCACACUCCCGGGCCAGGAAAGGAAAUGAGAAGCCAAAAAGCACCCCCAGUAGCAAGCAGAAGGCAUCUAAAGUUAAGAAAGAAGAAACUGCUUCUGAUGAUGACGACUUCGAGGAAGAUGAGAAGCCGCAGAAGACUCCCACUAGCAAGCCAAAAGCUUCUAAUAAAGUUAAGAAAGAAGAAACCGGUUCUGACCGCAAGAAGAGAAGUCCAGCUGUCAGUAAACCUAAGACCUCCAAGGUUAAGAAACCAAAAGACGAGCCUGAUACCAAGGAGAACAAGAAAAUAAAGAAAGAAGGUGAUAUCAAGCAAGAUGGAAAUAAGGUGAAGAAGGAGAGGAAGGUGUAUGAAUUGCCAGGGCAGAAACACGAUCCUCCUCCCGAAAGGGAUCCAUUGAGGAUAUUUUAUGAAUCACUCUACGAGCAGGUGCCAGAUAGCGAAAUGGCUGCAGUCUGGUUGAUGGAAUGGGGUUUGCUCCCAGAGGAUGUGGCCAGAAAGGUCUUUCAGAAGAAACAGGCCCAGAAACUGAAGUCACCAGUCAAAUUACUUGCUGCACCAAGAAAGACAAGUUCUCCAACCAAGAGAGUACUAAUGUUAUGUGAAGAAAAAACCAACUCAGGUACAAAGAGCUCUGGAAAAACCACAGCACAGAAGAAAAAGAGGGCAUCUAGUCCUAGUGACACAGAUGACGAUGACGAUGACUUUGUCACGCCGACAAAGACCAAAAGCAAGAGCGCUGGAAAAACCACAGGAAAGAAGAAAAGGAAGGCAUCGAGCAACACAGAUGACGAUGAGGACGAAAUCAUGCCGACCAAGACCAAACGGCAGAAGAUCUAGCUAGGUAUCUGAUCCUUAAACAAGACAUGUCCUUUGUUGAUCAUUUUCAUUAUGCUAGAUCAGGAUAACCUUAGAAAAUGCUGAGAAAAUUUCAACUUUCGUGUGAACCUGGAGCAAAACUAUUGUGGUGAAGCAGUACACUGUUUCCAUGUUUUCCAGUACUUGAGUAGUGUUUUUCUCUUUCUGCUCCGAAUGCUAAUGAGAGUUUGUUAAA